CUUCCGCUCGCCGAGUCGCGGCUUGUGACGUGUGAGUGAGGCGAUGGCGGGGGAAGGGAAGGGAGCGGAGGGUGAGGAGCCCAGUCACAGCUUUAGGCUCACUAUAACCAAGCGGGAGCCGGCGGUGAGGCUGCUGCACACUGUGACCGGGCUGGAGCCCCUGGCUUGGUCGGAGGAUCACCGCUUGUCUGUGUGUACCGGCCGCAGCCUCUGCUUCCUGGAGCUGUUCUGGGAUAUCAAUGGCUGCUCCCAGGAACUCACCCUGCACCGCACCUGUGUGCCCGCCCCUGCCUCCACUUGCACCCUCAAGGUUGGCAAAGAGAAGGAAGUUGAAGACUGCAAGGAAAUGUUUGCGAGGUCGAAGACGCUGACAGUCAGCCAGUCCUUUAUGCUGGAUCGGGUGUUUAACCCUGAAGGGAAGUUCUUACCGUCUUUCCAAGGGUUUAAAUACGCCAGCUGGUCUCCUAUUGGUUGCGACGCCAAUGGCCGAUGCCUUGUGGCAGCCCUCACCUUGGACAACAGGCUGACCAUUCACGCCAAUAUUAACCGGCUGCACUGGAGACAGCUAGUUGAUUUAACCGAACUGUAUGGGCAGCACCUGUUUGAGAGCAACUACAGAGUAAGCGGGGACGAGACCCCCCACGCGGGCCUGGAUGACUUUACUGAGUUCAAGAGGCGGCACAGCAUGCAGACCCCCGUGAGAAUGGAAUGGUCGGGGAUCUGUAUCAGUCAACAGAUCACGGAGAAUAACGAGUGCGUGGAUCAGAGCACGGUACUCCUGGCUGUACUCUUCGAGAAUGGAGACGUUGCAGUGUGGCAGCUCCGGCUGCCCUUUCUGGGCAAGGAAUCCAUCACUUCUUGCAACACCAUUGUAUCGGGAAUAUCUUCCCCCAGUGUUCUGGCGUGGUGGGAAUACGAGCACAGCAAUCGGAAAAUGAGCGGCCUCAUUAUCGGGAGCCGUUUGGGCCCCAUUAAAAUCAUCCCAGUGAACUUAAAGGCAGUGAAGGGUUACUUCACUCUACGGCAGCCUGUGAUCCUUUGGCAAGAAGCCGACUUGCUGCCCGUACACGGCAUUAAAUGCAUAGGACUUUAUCAUCCGUACCAGAACUGCCGCUGCAGCCUUGUCGUCGCUGCCCGGGGGUGCUAUUUAUUUUGGUGUUUGCUGCUCAUAUCCAAAGCCGGUUUGAACGUUCACAAUUCCCACGUAACCGGACUUCACUCGUUGCCGAUCAUAUCCAUGUCGGUGGAUAAACAGAACGGCACCAUUUAUACGUGCUCCGUCGACGGCAAAGUCCAACAGCUCAUUCCUAUUUUUACGGAGGUGGCUUUAAAGUUCGAGCACCAGUUGAUCAACUUGUCGGAUAUGUUUGGCCCCGUCAAGUCCCACGCCAUUACGGUCAGCCCUGGUGGCGCCUACCUCGCUUGCAUCACCACUGAAGGCAUGAGUAGGGGCAUUCAUCCGAUGACCAAGACGUACCUGGUUCAUUUUGUCGCUCUUAAGAGUUUCGAAGAGGCUGCAGCCCAACUCUUGGAAUGCUCCAGCCAAAACCUCUUCAGCCAGAUGGAUCUAACAGACCUGGUGAGGUGGAAGAUCUUAAAAGAUAAGAUGAUCCCUCAGUUUCUGCAAGAGGCGUUGGAUAAAAAGAUUGAAGGUGGCUCCUUGUAUUUCUGGCGUUUCCGCUUGUUUUUGCUCAGGGUUUGGUACCAGUCCCUUCAAAAGGCCUCCAAUGAAUUAACAUGGAAACCCCCGCCAAAAGAAGAGAAAGCGGCAAAGCUCGACGACCCAACGGCGACUGACGAAAAAGACGAUCAGCAAGACGCCGGGCCGGAAAGUCCUUCAAAGGAAACCAGCGAGAAUAGCCCUGCUGACGUUACCAGAGAGGCGGACGGCGGAGCGGCAGAAGACGGCUUGCUGGAGAUCCAGGAGAAGAUCGGCUCGGCGGAGUGGCACUUAGUACGGGAACACAUGAAACAAGUGUUGGGGGAAGUUUAUCUGCACACGUGGAUUGCGCAGAAUACCAGCGUUCCCACUAGGGGUAUCUGUGACUUUCUGACUUCUAAAGACUCGGAUGAUCGAGCAGUUCAGGUGAUCAUCGGGCACCUAGAGAAGAAGAUGAACAAGCAGAAGUUCCCAGAGCACUGCAUUCUGUGUAAAGAAGUGUUGCCCUUUAAUGACCCAAAGCAGGCUCUUUGCCCCAAUGGGCAUGUAUGGCCCAGAUGUUUCCUUACAUACCAGGCCUGUCAGAGCCUCCUGUACCGACGGUGCUUGCUGCACGACAGCAUCGCCAGACAUCCGGCACCCAAAGAUCCAGAUUGGAUGAAGAAGCUGUUGAAUUAUCCAUGCAUACUGUGUGACUCCCCUGUAUUCUAGAGCUCUGAUUGGGUCACCUCAGCGCCACGUGCACAAUGAUUGGUCCAUGGAAACACCGCCUCCUCCUCCUCAUCAUUUCUGCAGGAAGGUUGCUUUGUAAUGCAGCAUCGCCUACACUGUAUGGAUCUCAUACUGCACUGAGGUAACAAGGACUGUCUGGUACCGGAGCUGCCACAGCGCUUCCUUAACUAUUGCACUUUAAUAGCAAUAAUGAGAGGUUUCCUCCAUUACUGUUAUCCCUUUCCCUGGUCCCAAGGAUCACGGAGGGGUCUCACUUUGGUUUACGGACUCAAACUAUUUAUAGGUUCUGUAAAUAAAAUAGGUUUUGUAACCCUG
This is a messenger RNA of Xenopus tropicalis (tropical clawed frog), 2707 nucleotides long. RefSeq names its product general transcription factor IIIC subunit 4 (gene gtf3c4). The transcript is spliced from 5 exons. Bases 44 to 2371 code for a protein of 775 amino acids. Gene Ontology annotation, biological process: chromatin remodeling; transcription initiation at RNA polymerase III promoter. Gene Ontology annotation, molecular function: histone acetyltransferase activity. Gene Ontology annotation, cellular component: transcription factor TFIIIC complex. The record is from RefSeq and is a predicted model, not a curated record. NCBI's taxonomy places the organism in Eukaryota, Metazoa, Chordata, Amphibia, Anura, Pipidae.